This is a messenger RNA of Hibiscus syriacus, 1254 nucleotides long. Its product is annotated as ATP synthase subunit gamma, mitochondrial-like. Gene Ontology annotation, biological process: proton motive force-driven ATP synthesis. NCBI's taxonomy places the organism in Eukaryota, Viridiplantae, Streptophyta, Magnoliopsida, Malvales, Malvaceae. Gene Ontology annotation, molecular function: proton-transporting ATP synthase activity, rotational mechanism. The record is from RefSeq and is a predicted model, not a curated record. Bases 110 to 1087 code for a protein of 325 amino acids. The transcript is spliced from 9 exons.
AGUAAAACACCGCUCUGCGAGAGAGUACCUAAAAGCAAAAACAAAAAGAAUAGCAUUGAUCCACAAUAGCAACGAUUUUCUAGGGUUUUUUUUCCCGUAUCAGUAAGCAAUGGCGAUGGCUGCUCUCAGACGUGAAGGGAGACGUUUCGCCCCUCUGAUCUCUUCCCGCCCAGUCACGGCCGUCCGAUCCUCUCCUUUCGCUCCCUCUCACGAGGAUGAGGGUCGGAUUGGUUUUCGUUAUAUUUCAACUCAAAUCGUUCGAAACCGGAUGAAGAGUGUUAAGAAUAUUCAGAAAAUCACAAAGGCUAUGAAGAUGGUUGCUGCCUCAAAGUUGAGAGCAAUUCAAACUAAAGCUGAGAAUUCCCGAGGCCUCUGGCAGCCAUUUACUGCACUUCUUGGCGAUCUACCUAGUGUUGAUGUCAAGAAGAGCGUUGUUGUAACCAUCUCUUCUGACAAAGGUCUUUGUGGUGGAAUUAACUCGACAUCAGUCAAGAUAAGCAAGGGGGUCCACAAGCUGAACUCCGGCCCUGAAAAAGAAACAAAAUAUGUAAUUCUGGGAGAGAAGGCUAAGGCUCAAUUGAUCCGUGACUCUAAGAAGGACAUUGAGUUGGUCAUAGCUGAGCUGCAGAAGAAUCCUUUGAACUACACUCAGGUCUCUGUUCUUGCUGAUGAGAUCUUAAAGAAUGUGGAGUUUGAUGCUUUGAGGAUUGUUUUCAACAAGUUUCACUCUGUAGUUUCAUUUCUACCAACAGUGUCAACUGUAUUAUCACCCGAAAUUGUUGAAAGGGAAGCUGAAUCUGGGGGAAAGCUUGGUGAUCUAGACAACUACGAAGUUGAGGGUGGUGAGACAAAGGGUGAAAUACUUCAAAAUCUGGCUGAAUUCCAGUUCUCCUGUGUCAUGUUCAAUGCGGUUUUGGAGAAUGCUUGUAGUGAGCAAGGGGCAAGGAUGUCUGCUAUGGAUAGCUCAAGCAGAAAUGCUGGCGAUAUGCUUGAUCGCCUUACUCUUACAUAUAACAGAACCCGUCAAGCUUCGAUCACCACUGAGUUGAUUGAGAUUAUAUCCGGAGCAUCAGCAUUGGAGGGUUGAUUUCAAAUAUUUUUCCGAUAGUGACGAAAUAAAAAUCAGUGUACUGUUCUCUGGACAUGGUGGAGGUGCUUCCUUUUGAAUGUUUUGUUGAGGUACUUAAAUAAUCCCCCAGUAAUACAUCUUCCUUUCUGGGAAUUAAUGUACUUUGUGAUGGUUUUAAAUUUCAA